Molecule: messenger RNA, 1559 nt
Organism: Stomoxys calcitrans (stable fly)
Lineage: Eukaryota; Metazoa; Arthropoda; Insecta; Diptera; Muscidae
Exons: 2
Coding region: 84-1001 (305 amino acids)
Source: RefSeq, a predicted model, not a curated record
AACCUGCGUACAUAUUUGGAGGACUCUCUGGGAUUUCAAUUCCGCCGUUUCAACUCAACAGCAUUGGAAGAAAACAGCUCAAUAUGCGUGACCAUCCAAAACCAAAUCACUCAUCGACGAAAGGAAACCGAUCAUAUGUGUGUAGAGUAUGCAGACACCCCCAUGCAUUACGUAAGUGUAAGAGAUUCCUAGAGAUGAAUACCACCAAGCGCCUCCAGGUUGUGGAUAUGUAUGGGUACUGUAAGAACUGCCUAGCUCACACCCACUCUCAAGGGAGAUGUUUUACCACAACUGGGUGUCGAUACUGUCAUCAAAAACACCAUUCUUUACUCCAUCUACAUCCCAGGCUUCAGCAAGAUAGUGAGGCACUGCAUAGACAUAGACAAAGCACAGAAUCUACACAUCAGAACCGUUCCUCGAGAUCACGAUCAAAUAAUCCAAAUCCAAUUCCACACAAGUCCAAACCGGAAAUUAAAUCUGCUUCUGGGUCCCAAGCUAAAUCAUCCACUGUAUCCUUGUCGACAAUCCUCAAACAAAAUAUAAUUACUUUGCUACCCACAGCAAUUGUCCAAAUAAAAUUCUCUAAGGAAAUUAUUAAAGUCCGAUGUAUUUUGGAUUCCGGGUCUAAAUACAGUCGUAUAUCUAUGAAAAUCGUCAAUCAGCUACGGCUAAAUACAUAUAGCCUUAAUGAGGAAACCGCUUGUCCAAUCACAUUAACAUCCGUAUAUGAUCCCGAUAUAAAUUUCGAAGUUACUCUCCGUGUAAGCAGCCGUAUCUCCAUCCAUACGCCAGAAAGGUCAUUGCCCAGUUCCUACAAAACAAACUUUAAUAAUGUUAUGCUGGCCGAUGCUAAAUUCUACAGGUCUUCUCCUGUUGACAUCAUCUUGGGUGUAGACAUUUACUCACGCGUUAUUUGUGAGGGCAUCUUAAGCCGGCCAGGUUUACCGACUGCACAAAACACUAUUUUUGGGUGGGCUAUCUAUGGUAAUUGCUCGAUUUGAAUACACUCUAGUCCGAAAUAUCCAAGACUCACUCUUAACCAUUAAAGUCUUAUUGCAUUUUGAAACUAAUGACACAAGGACAUUUAGCAAAGUAUUAACCACCUAUUCUGAAUAUAUAAACCUAUUAUUAAUCUCAUACCCCUAUCAAUCUAUAUAUACUAUUAGAUUCUUAGUACAUAAUAUUGUAUAUAACUAAUGAAGAAUUGAAUUUGUAUAAAUGAAUUAACUGAAGGCAAGUCUAAGUAUGUCAUGCAUGUGGAGAAAUUUUAUUGCAGGAUACUGCAAGAGGGGGCGGAAUGUUUAUGUUACAAUGAACAUAAACCCUGCAUUUUCCCUACCUAUGUGUCAACCCCUAAUAUUAAUACACAAAACUCCCAAAUACCAAUAACUUGACGUUUAGUUAGAUUUGCCAAUCUAACUAAAUGCAUUUUGCUUUAAAACCAUACUUGUCAUAAUUAGACUUCCGCAAAACUUUACAAGGCAACUGUCUCUUUUCGCUUGUAAUCUUUGCACUGGUAAGAUCCAACUUUGUAAAUAAAUCCAAAGUUUUGAAUUCCA